This is a messenger RNA of Platichthys flesus (European flounder), 3389 nucleotides long. It is a transcript of the gene bmp16, whose product is annotated as bone morphogenetic protein 16. Gene Ontology annotation, molecular function: growth factor activity; cytokine activity. The record is from RefSeq and is a predicted model, not a curated record. The transcript has 3 exons. Gene Ontology annotation, cellular component: extracellular region. Gene Ontology annotation, biological process: BMP signaling pathway; SMAD protein signal transduction. Bases 515 to 1933 code for a protein of 472 amino acids. NCBI's taxonomy places the organism in Eukaryota, Metazoa, Chordata, Actinopteri, Pleuronectiformes, Pleuronectidae.
GUAAGGCUGUGUAGGAACAAGAGGGAGUUGUUGCCAGUGAUACAGCACAGACAGACUGAUAGACACAUGGACACAAGUCAUCUUCCUCCUGCAGCUUUCAUGCACAGCGACAGUGCCAGGGUGUUUUAAACAAGCAAGGGGUGGAAGUGCAGGCGACAGAGAAAGGGAGUUGCCUACGAGCGGGGGUCAGGCGGGCAGGCAGAAGGGAAGCCGGUGGAUGUUUUUAAGAGUUGGCUUAUCUGACACUGACAACAGGAUGAGAAGCUGAGCGAGGGGAGGGAAACAUGGAGCGAGCAGCAUUACCUACAGGCCAUCUAAAUAGGAGGCAUAGGAGAGACAGACACUGGCUCUAAGUGAAGAAAAAGAAAACGAGAGAAGGCAAAAUUAGAGGUAAAGAGUCCACUUUGUCCAUUCUGUCCAAAGGAGCGGGAGCGAGAGCCGAGGGAUCGUAACACUGGAGCUCAAGGAUAAACCAUGGACUCUGCAUACAUCCCACCACACCUGGACGUCCACCAUGUUCCCUGCUAACCUCCUGCUCCUCAUGGUCCUGCUGCUACCUCAAGCCUCGUCUGGUCGCCAGGGUGGAGACCCCAGCGAGAUCGACCAUGGCAGGGUGUCCCCAACGCCUUCCCCCUCCUCCCUCCUGGAGCCCAGUCUGGCCCAGACCAUCCAGACUCUCCUCCUGAGCCGGCUGGGCCUCCAGUCGCAGCCCGACCCUCGGCCAGGAGCGCCGGUUCCCCGAUACCUCCUGGAUCUUUACCGCUUCCACCAGCAGCAGUACCAUCUAGUGGAGGACCCUACAUUCAGCUUCCCGAGCCAGCACAUCCAGCAGGCCAACACUGUCCGUAGCUUUCACCACAGUGAGCAUCCUCGAGACAGUUCCGCCACAGACGAUCAUAAGAGGGUGCCCAUUUUCUUCAAUGUUUCCUCCAUCCCUCAGGAUGAGAGAGUGCUCUCUGCUGAGCUACGGCUCCUCCGCAGUGUCAGAGCCUCCCUGGGCCCCGGCCCCCACAGAUUGAACCUAUACCUCUCUGAGCAACACGAGGAGCCCACCCUGCUGGAGACAAGAUUGCUCACCUCUGGCCUCCACAGUCAUAAAGCAAGUGGUUUCUGGGAGGCCUUUACCCUAAGUGCGGAGCUCCUCCAUGAGGCCCUCUCUCGUAGUGGCAGCCUGGGCUUUCUCCUGGAGGUCAGACCUGAGAACAGCACCUCCUCCUUCCCUGAGCGGAAUCUCUCGUCAGCAGCCAGUGAGGAGGAGGCAGAGAAACCCAAAAAGGGCCACCUGAGGGUAUGCAGGUCUGUGGGUCAAGACGAGCAUAGCUGGGCCCAGGAGAGACCCCUCUUGGUGACUUAUAGUCAUGACGGGCGUGGAGAGCCUUUGGUCAAACAUGGCAGGAGGACGCCUAGUGGCGGCCAAAGGAUGAGAGGGAGAAAAGGGACAAAAGAGAGGGCGAGGAGCAGCAGCAAGGGCCGCAGUAGGGACCAAGCCUGGGCAAGGGCCAAAAAAACAGUUUACACAGUGCCGGGUUGGGGGGGUGAUAAGGAUGGGGUUGGUUGGAGCGAGCGAGGGAGGGUGAAAAGAAAUGGCGGGCGUGCCGCAAAACUGAAACGCCUUUCUCGUAACAGAUGCCGCCGCCAUCCUUUGUACGUAGAUUUCAACGACGUGGGCUGGCACAAGUGGAUCAUCGCACCCAGCGGCUACGACGCCUUCUUCUGCCUGGGAGAGUGCCGCUUCCCCCUGGCCGACCACAUGAACUCCUCGAGCCACGCCAUGGUGCAAACUCUGGUAAACUCCGUGAAUGGAGCAGUGCCGCGGGCCUGCUGCGUCCCCACCUCCCUCAGCCCAAUCGCCCUGCUCUACCUGGACCCUCAAGACCGGGUGGUGCUGAAGAAUUACCAGGACAUGGUGGUGGAGGGCUGCGGCUGCCGGUAGUGGGCUGCAGAGACUCAGCAGGGAGAGUAGGGACAUGGACAGACUUGUAAUCGAAGGUGAAGAUAGAAGCGCGAAAAAAGGCAGAUGGUGGAAGAAGAUGGUGCAAAAGCCUGAUAACUGUAAACAGACUGAUAGAGACAAAUGUAGCAGCAGGUAGGAGAUAAUGGAUAUAGCAGCUAAAUCCUCAUUAUCAGGUGCAAGAAGAAGGUGUCAUAGAAAGACGAGGAAGAGAAACGGACACGAUCGACCACACAGAGAUCAGACGAUUAGUCAGAGGAAGAGGAGAAAGAAAAACACAGAUAAACUGCCAGGAAUGACUCUUCUUCUUUUCCCGUUUAGCAACAAUACAGCUGUGUGCACCAUCAACCGACAAGCUAUUUCUUCUCUCACGAGGAACCAGCGCUUUAACAUCAGAAGGUGUCUAUUCUAUAUUCCAGUGUUUGACGCACAUCACUCCCACAUCAGUGUCUGACAGGCAUACGCGUGCAUACCUGCAGUGGAGGGCGGACGAGAUGACAGACAGAGGCCGUUGUGGAAAUGCAUUUGAAGCGCUGAGGCAGAGUUUAAACAACUCUGUGUCUUUCUGAUGGACUCACUGAUGACGAACUGUAAUUAGCAAUACAACAAUGGCACCUGGCAUGGCAUCUAGACUUUGUGUGACAGCGUUGUUUCUGCAGAAUUUGAACCAAGAAGUAAGGGCACAGACUGUAGCUCACAAGCACCCCUACAUCACAAGCUAUUUAAAACCACAACAAUAAUGCUGAGGAACUAUUAUGCUAUUUGUUUGAAUGUACUACUAUCACUAUUAUUUAAAAAAAGAGACUUUUUUUUUGUACAUUUCUUUUGCAGACGUGAAGAAAAUCCAAGUGACGGUUGUCUUGUGAUUCUACGUAAUUCAUGAACAUGAAUGGCAAUUCUAACUUAAAAGACACAAUAUGUAUUUAAAUAGCAGCAAUAUGGUGUAUUUAAUCUUGAAAGUAUUUAAGAUACCUGCACUCAACAAAGCCUACAGCAAACGGAGAGACCGCGGUUGACAGGAAGUAUGGAAGCUUUUCAUCCGUACAAAUGUUCAGUGUGUUGAAUUAACAGUUACUUCAACCUCACCACUUUACCAUUGCACAUAUUUUGGUGUCCAACACAUGGUAGCAGGCAUCAAAAGCUCAACUAACAAGUCAACUGAAAGCUCUGUGUAUUGUAGCUACUGAAGUGUGUAACAGCAGGUGUCUUUGUUAGUUGUGUCUGCAUGUGUCAAGAUAAAAAAAAAAACGGAAGAGUGAUAUUGAACCUGGGACUUUAGUGCCUUUCAAACAGGGGCUGUAAACGUGUUCUCUGCUGAGCUUUAGUAAAUUGUUUUUUCAGUGUCGCAUUUUUCUCUCUCAAUGGAAACAUUUAAGCAAAAGCUUGUAAAAUGUUUGACAAUAUACCUCUAAUAAACAAAGCAAACAGCACCACCUGU